Molecule: messenger RNA, 303 nt
Organism: Penicillium samsonianum
Lineage: Eukaryota; Fungi; Ascomycota; Eurotiomycetes; Eurotiales; Aspergillaceae
Product: DUF5310 domain-containing protein
Exons: 3
Coding region: 1-303 (100 amino acids)
Biological process (GO): outer mitochondrial membrane organization
Source: RefSeq, a predicted model, not a curated record
AUGGGGGGAGAGAAGGAGAGAAAGGGUGUUUCGGACGAUCAAAAGUUGUCCACAAAUGGUGGCUUCUGGACUCUCCCGCUCUACGGUCAUCAUCUCUCUUUCCUCUUUAUUUUGUCAUUUAAUCCAGACCGUCACUGUGCUAACCUCCCUAACUUGCGACGCCUCUUUGUCGAGGCUAGAACUGAGGCGGAGGAGAACGAGUACUCGCGAAAGGCUUUCUACAAUCUCGUCCUCUUCAUUUCUUCUGUUGCCAUCUUCAGCUUGACUGCCCAGCGCAUGAGUGGACCGAAAGCUGGGCGAUGA